CCAACGCAUCGUAACCCUGAAAGAUCUUUCGGUAUCUUACAGUCACCAUGCGAUCCGUAACACUCAUUGCUUGUCUCCCGGCGCUCGCCACUGCCUUACCAACCACAUCCACCGAGGCCUACAAGGCUGCCAGAGCCCUCGUUGCACGCGCACCUCCGGAAGCUAAAGCGGUACUCAAGUCCGUCACGUCCAGUGGCACCGGAUGCUCCACCAAUUCAGGUGGCUUUAUCUUCAAGGAUGAUGCCACGAUCGCUUUCGAUUCCAUGCUUGUCGAAAGCACUAUGACCAAUCCAAGCACACAUUGCUUGAUUACCAUUGACCUGGGAUUGGAUUCGAAGUGGAAGUACACAAUCAACAAGGCCACCAAUAUUCGCGGUUACGUAGACGGUGGAAACGCAGUAUAUAAGGUGACCUACACCGCUGGUGGAAAGACUUCUGAAGUUAGUGGUACUGUUAAACCGACUAGCGACGGCAACUGGGCCGCUAGCUCCACUUCGGCCGGUGCAACGUCUGCCUACGGAGGCGGAGUUGCAGGUAUCGACGUAACGCUCAAGCUCAACACCGAGCCCGGCAAAGUUGCGGCUGUGACAAUCGAUACAAUGGAUGUCAAGUUCGACUACUCUAAGUGAGAUAUGGCAGGCUCCGACCGAAUGAGAUAGCGUCUUAAUGUCAUUGAGCUCGCUUGGAGCGCGUUUGGCGAUUGGGUACACGUCUCGUUUGCCGAGCCAGAGUCGAGUCGUGGACCGCAUUGUGGC
Messenger RNA from Trematosphaeria pertusa, 755 nucleotides. RefSeq lists its product as uncharacterized. NCBI's taxonomy places the organism in Eukaryota, Fungi, Ascomycota, Dothideomycetes, Pleosporales, Trematosphaeriaceae. The transcript has 2 exons. Bases 48 to 629 code for a protein of 193 amino acids. The record is from RefSeq and is a predicted model, not a curated record.